GGCAUUUGACGUGUCUCCCCUCCGUCAACACAACAAUGGCGGAUGCCGUGGAGGAAGCUCUUCAGGGCAGCUGGGACCAGGAUCUAGCAGAGGCUCUGGAUUCUGGUGGCUCUGACAUGGAGAUGGAGAGAGGUGUCAUCCAGGUCCAGGAGGCUUCACCUCAACACAGGGCCAAGAUGUGGAAGAUUGCUCUAAAUGUCUCUGGAAAAGGAGACAGCCUGUCUCCAUGGGAUGGUGUCCUCGAUUUACCAGAACAGACCCUCAUUCACAAUCGCAGUCAGCAGCUAAUUGGUCAGCUCGGAGUGUCGGAGGAAGAGAGGCAGGACAUGGUGUCCGAUGUGGAGUCAGUCAUCACUUUUUACUGCAAGUCGCGCAACAUUGCCUUCACUCCGGAGAUGAGCUGGCCACACCUGCUCAAACCACUACUGGGUCUUCAUCUCCCCCGCAGUGACCUCUACAAUUGCUUCUAUGCUCUCAUGAAUAAAUAUAUCCCCAGGGACUGUGUGCCAAAUGGCCGGCCCUUCCACCUUUAUAGAUUACUGCUGCAGUACCAUGAGCCAGAGCUCUGCUCCUUCUUGGACACCAAAAAGAUCACACCUGACUCCUACGCAAUCAGCUGGUUGGGCAGUCUGUUUUCCAGUCACUGCCUUCCUGAAGUUACCCAGGCCUUGUGGGAUGCCUACUUCCAGCAGGCUGACCCUUUCCUCAUCUUCUUCCUCUUGCUCAUCAUACUCGUCAAUGCCAAAGAAUCCAUACUUACACGAGAAGGUGACAGCAAAGAAGAUAUUGUCAAAAUGCUAGAAGCAUCUCCAUCUCUCCUGGAAAGUGAGGACAUUGAAGAUUUGUUUUCUCUGGCCCAGUAUUACCAGAGCAAAACUCCUUUGUCUCUGAGAAAGAUGAAUCAGAAUCUGUUUGGUAGCAGCUUGGUGGCUCUGAAAGAGGAGGACACUGACCUGAGCCAGGCCCUGUGUCUGCCAGUGUCUGUCCCUGAAAUCCUGCAGGCCAACCACAUGCAGCAGGAUGGGGUGCGCUUUUUUGUUGUGGAUUGUCGACCUGCAGAGCAGUACAACGCUGGGCACUUGUCCACAGCCUUUCACCUGGACUCUGACCUGAUGCUUCAAAACCCUUCAGAGUUUGCCCUGUCUGUGAAGUCCCUAUUGGAGGCACAGAAGCAGUCUUUAGAGUCCGGCUCCAUCGCCAGUGGAGAGCAUCUGUGCUUUAUGGGUAGUGGCAGGGAAGAGGAGGACAUGUACAUGAACAUGGUGUUAGCCCAUUUCUUGCAGAAAAACAAAGAAUAUGUCAGUAUCGCUAAAGGAGGAUUCAUGGCCCUCCAGCAGCAUCUGGUAGAUAUGAACGUUGAGGGGCUUGACUCUUCAUACGUCCACUGGAUCGUCAGCACAUCAGGGUCCCACAGCAGCCUUAGCUCUGCAGAUGGAGAGUCUCUGAGCAGCCCUGGAGACGGCAAAGGUGUCAAGUCUUUGGUUAACAAAAUGACGUUCGCGCUCAAGUCAAAGUCAGUUAAUGUAAAGGAGAAGAUGAUCAGUUUCAUUGAGAACACUUCAACCCCUGUAGACAGAAUAUCUUUCAAUCUGCCCUGGCCAGAGAAGGUGAUCCCAGAUCGGCAUGUGAGCAGCAGUGACCGCAUAGGUAAACCUUACCGAGGAGUGAAGCCUGUUUUCAGCAUUGGUGAUGAGGAAGAGUAUGACACAGAUGAGAUCGACAGCUCGUCCAUGUCGGAUGACGACAGGAAGGAGAUUGUCAACAUUCAGACGUGGGUUAACAAGCCAGAUGUCAAGCAUCACAUUCCUUGCAAUGAAGUGAAGGAAACUGGUCAUAUGUUCCCAAGCCACCUGUUGAUCACAGCGACUCAUAUGUACUGCUUGCGAGAGAUUGCCUCACGGAAAGGCUUUGCCUACAUCCAGUCCAGACAAGCACUGAACUCUGUAGUGAAGAUCACAUCCAAAAAGAAGCACCCGGAACUGAUCACAUUCAAGUUUGGCACCAACAACUCAGCUGGAGUGGAGAUAUCAGCUGUUGAGAGAUAUUUGAUACCUAAUGCAGGCGAUGCUACCAAGGUCAUCAAACAGCAGAUCAUGAAAGUCCUUGACGCUCUGGAGAGCUCAUAAAUGGAGACGGCGUCCUGAUGGUCAGCUGUGACACGAACUGUAAGAAGAGUCUCGGUCUGCCACAACUGAAAUCUUGUCCCGCUCUCCCUCGGCUGUCCUCCCUCGUGGACAGACCCAGUGCAGUGUUGACUGUGAUGCCCUGUGUGUCUGUCUGUGUUUGGGACUUUGGAGGUGGGGCCUCUGCAGACCUGUUGGACAGACUGUCCGUGUUGAAAUACUUAGGUGCUCUGCAGUCAUCCAACCAUACUCUUAACUAACUUAUACUGUUAGUCGUUUAUUUUUCUUUAAAAUUUGAUUCAAACAUGGGAUUAAGUGACAGUGAAAUUCCCCUCUGGCCUUAACGUAGCGUACUGACCCACCAAUGGCAAGUCUGUUUGAUCAUAACUGACUGACUGAUCAUGACUCAUUUUGUUUUGACUUCAGCAUCUCAAUUCUGCUUAUUUGCUUUGUGGUGAACAGUAUUGCAGUUCAGCCAUAUCUCUUAACUUACUUUUCAGAACAUUAUUAUACAUUUAAUGACCAUUGUUCUGGUCAGGAAGUGAGCAUGACUCAACAAAAAGCAGUUUUCCUACAGUUUUUUUUUUUAAAUUUCCCUAGAAAGCAGCCUUAAAUAGAUGUUAUUUGAGGAUGUUUUUGGAUGUGUAAUGUAUAUAAUGUGUAAACUGCUCUAUAUCAGCACAGACAUUAGAAAGCAUAUCCUGAUAGUGCAAAUAUGUGCUACAGUUCCCCUCUUUCUGGGAGAUAAGUUAUUCUCUGCUUUCACUUGUGUUAAUAAAGAAUUAACCUCAUCUCAUAGCAGUCUGAUGUAGCUCUCAGAAAGCGUUUCCCUGUGUGUUUAGUUUUACAGAGGGAGGUUUGGAGAUUGUACUUAUUGAAACCUGAGCACCUCAGUAUUUUUUUCCAUCCCAUUCCAAAUUAUUACGUGAAUGAUUUCCUGCAGUCACCUGGAUAACCGCUUCCUGUUAUGUUAGCAUCUGGAAGGCUAUCGCUGUAACAGAACUGACUUGAAAUGAAUGCUGUAAAGAAGGUAUGUGCAGUACAGCUCUCAAAGGAAUGAUUAUUUGUACAAAAGUAAAGUCAUAUAUAUCUAUGUUUUCAGAUGUCUUGUCCAUUGUAUUGGUUGAAAUGAAGCAGCGUUGCUGGUUUCUAGUUUGCUUGCCACUGUUGCCUUUGGCCUCAUGCCUGUGAUGUGUGAUAUUGGCACCAGCAGUGGCAACAUAUCACAGUACUUUGCUGCUUCUCCUCUAAUCUUAAACUAUAUUUCCAACUUUUUUUGCUUUUUCGCUUUGUUCUUGCUUACUUUUGUGUUGGAGUCUAGUUGUGUCGGCAGCCUGGGUUUCAAGUGUUGAGCAAAGUUAAUGGAGUAUUACAGCUCCAGAGAGCACUUCAGUCCAGACAGGGUUCAUCCCUUUUCUCCUUUAACAUAAACAGAGGGGAGCACUCACCCUGAGAAACGCACAUCUACAGUAUGAGCAGCAUAUUGUAUGGGUCCUCUUUCACUCCAGUGUCUCAUAGCAUUCCUGUGUAACCCAUGCAUUGUGUUGUAAUUUGUAAUUUUGUGAUAUUUUUCAGUAUUCUAUUAACUGGAACAUCCUGGUUGGAAGUCUUUACAUUACUCUGUAACAUCACUGGCAAAGGAUGUCACCACUAGUUGAAAUGCAAUUUGUCUCAAGUGUAAUUUGCACCUUAAUGUACUGCUCUUAUUUUCUAAGCAUUUCUGUUUUUAAUAAAUGGAAACUAUUCGACUGCAA
Sphaeramia orbicularis (orbiculate cardinalfish) is the source of this 3877-nucleotide messenger RNA. It is a transcript of the gene tbc1d23, whose product is annotated as TBC1 domain family, member 23. Lineage: Eukaryota; Metazoa; Chordata; Actinopteri; Kurtiformes; Apogonidae. Gene Ontology annotation, biological process: embryonic brain development; retrograde transport, endosome to Golgi. Gene Ontology annotation, cellular component: trans-Golgi network. The transcript has 19 exons. The record is from RefSeq and is a predicted model, not a curated record. The coding region runs from base 36 to 2126 and encodes 696 amino acids.